AAACUUGGCAUCAUUAAUAAUUGGCCCCCAAUGAAAGUCAUACAACCCAAGAAACCUAAACUCAACUAUUUAUCUUACGGUGGAGUAGUUCCUUUUCGUACAAACUGUCCUUAUACCUAUUUACCACUUUCCUACUCUCCCGUGAGUUGGAGUCGUGAGCUGCUUCACCCUCGAAAACGUAAGCAGUUUAUGGACUUUUGCUUAUUUACACACUUGUUGCACCGACUGUCCACAACCGGUUCUAUUCCACAGUGUAUUUAUGACCCACACGAUGAGGUACAACUGGAUAGUGCCCUUUUCGAAUUGAACCAAUACAAACUUUAUCAAAAGUCCUUGGAACAGAGCAAAGAAGAAAAGAUGGAAGAAACGAGUCUUAAUGUUGAGUCACAAGAGAGUGAAGAAGAAGGUCCAGAGUAUAGCGAAGAGUCUUCACGUACCGACUCUAGAGGUGACCACCCUAGUUUAAGAAGAACGAGUGGGAGGAAAAGAACACGAACUUUUGAAGAUUAAGGUGUACUCUUAAGAUAUACUGGU
Molecule: messenger RNA, 534 nt
Organism: Galdieria sulphuraria
Lineage: Eukaryota; Rhodophyta; Bangiophyceae; Galdieriales; Galdieriaceae
Exons: 3
Coding region: 31-510 (159 amino acids)
Source: RefSeq, a predicted model, not a curated record